Oncorhynchus mykiss (rainbow trout) is the source of this 1086-nucleotide messenger RNA. Lineage: Eukaryota; Metazoa; Chordata; Actinopteri; Salmoniformes; Salmonidae. The record is from RefSeq and is a predicted model, not a curated record.
AUGAGUGCGUCCAAGGAGAGGUUGGCAUCUCAAUACGCCAGUUCCCAUCUGGACCCCUUUGAGCAGUCCUCUUCUGAAUUAGAUGCUGCCACGGAUGCGCUGGAUAAACUGGAUGCUUCCAUGGACCGGAAGAUGGCCGUGGCCCACUCCAUUGCCUGUUCGUUCAGCAAGGAAAUGACCGUGGAAACCUUGGACCUCCCUUCUGAAUGGGAAUCAGAGAGGGAGCACUGGAGUAGGAAGCCGCAGGCAUUCAGAUGGAGUCCCGUCGUGAUUGUCCGGGAGGCAUCGCUGACCCAGGCGGACUGCUGCAGGGAAUUCACAGAGUUCCUGGAGCCCUUUGAGAGAGUAAUCCAACCAGAGGAGCUAUGGCUCUACAAAAACCCCUUGGUGGAGUCAGACCACAUCCCUAAGAGGGUCAUGUUCGCAAUUUCUUUUCUCACUCCUUUGGCUGUGAUAUUCGUGGUGAAGAUCAUUCGGCGGACAGAUAAGACAGAAAUCAAGGAAGCAUGUCUAGCUGUCUCACUGGCUCUAGCCUUGAAUGGAGUCUUCACAAACACUAUCAAGUUGAUCGUUGGCAGACCCAGGCCAGACUACUUCCAGCGUUGUUUCCCAGAUGGACAGGUGAAUGUUAAGAUGCUGUGCACCGGAGAACCAUACCUGGUGUCAGAGGGACGCAAGAGUUUCCCAAGCAGCCACUCUUCUUUUGCAUUCUCUGGCUUGGGCUUCACCUCCUUCUACCUGGCUGGGAAGCUGCAUUGCUUCACGGACCAGGGCCGCGGGCGCAGCUGGCGUCUGUGUGCCAUGUUGCUGCCCCUCUACAGUGCUGUGAUGAUUGCCCUGUCCCGCACCUGCGACUACAAACACCACUGGCAAGAUGCCUUUGUUGGAGGGGUGAUCGGCCUGCUCUUUGCCUACAUCUGCUACCGGCAGCACUACCCCCCGUUCCUGCACAUGGACUGCCAUCUACCUUACGCCAGUCUGGCCAAAGCCCCCCACCUCGUCUCUGCCCAUGGCGAUCCCCUGGUCCUGCCCACCGAGAACACCACCAGCAUGCCUCUGAAGGGGCUGACAGUGGGGCCUGUAUGA